AUGCCCCCCAAAACGGCACAAAUCCGCCUUGUGAGUUCGCAUCGCGAGGUUUAUGAACCAUGUGAUGAUUCGUUUGCACUUGUCGAUGCGCUUCUAGCUGAUCGAACUAAUAUAGUAGAUCAUUGUCCGAGAUUAUGUUUGGAAGUGGGUUGCGGUAGUGGUUAUGUUAUUGCUUCUCUAGCUCUUAUGCUUGGACAGGAGGUUCCUGGGGUUUACUAUAUUGCCACUGAUAUUAACCCUCAUGCAGUGAGUGUGACCCGUGAGACGCUUGAUGCUCAUGGUGUUGAUGCCGAGUUAAUAUGCAUGGAUAUUGCAUCUGGGCUCGAGAAGAGGCUGGCUGGAAUGGUGGAUGUGAUGGUUGUGAACCCACCAUAUGUGCCGACGCCUGAUGAUGAGGUGGGUCGUGAAGGAAUUGCCUCGGCAUGGGCUGGAGGGGAGAAUGGCAGAAGUGUCAUUGAUAGGAUAUUGCCUGUUGCUGAUAGACUUUUGUCGGAUGAAGGAUGGUUAUACAUGGUUACUCUUACAACAAAUGAUCCUUCACAGAUAUGUCUUCUGAUGAGAAAGAAGGGGUACGCUUCUAGAAUUGUUGUCCAGAGAUCAACAGACGAAGAGAGCCUUCAUAUUAUCAAGUUUUGGCGUGAUUCUGAUAUUCAAUUGGAUACAAAGGAGAUCAUAACGACUACCAAAUCAGUUUCUGCAAGGGUCAUGGACUCACUAUCUUCACAGUUUCCUCAAUUGCCAUUCUGGAGAAGUAGCAACAGCAAUUGUUUAUGA
Dovyalis caffra is the source of this 774-nucleotide messenger RNA. The record is from the annotation of a GenBank genome assembly. Lineage: Eukaryota; Viridiplantae; Streptophyta; Magnoliopsida; Malpighiales; Salicaceae.